Tarenaya hassleriana is the source of this 660-nucleotide messenger RNA. RefSeq lists its product as uncharacterized. The transcript is spliced from 2 exons. The coding region runs from base 1 to 660 and encodes 219 amino acids. NCBI's taxonomy places the organism in Eukaryota, Viridiplantae, Streptophyta, Magnoliopsida, Brassicales, Cleomaceae. The record is from RefSeq and is a predicted model, not a curated record.
AUGACGAAUAAUUAUUUCAUUUUGGAGCUUCCAUUUGUCUACAAAUUCGAAGACAUUCAGUUUUCUUCGAAGAUCAAUACGAAGUGUUAUCCCUAUGAGACACUGAAGACGCUUAAAGAAGUACUGACAGAGGAUGAAUGGACGUACUUCGAGAAAGAAUCACAGUUCCAACAUCUAUUCCACGCGCAAUGGGAUCCACAGUUAAAGAUGGCGCCUGCGGGAGUUCUCAUUAACCGCUCUGUUAAAGCGGAAGACGAGAAGGAAUUGUGGUUCGUACUCAAUGGUGUGCCCGUGAGGUACUCAAUCAUUGAGCACGCACUUAUAUGUGGUUUGAAGUGUGGAAAAUAUCCAGAAGAAUGGGAGAGCUUCAAAAAGAGUGAGUUCAGGAAAAAGACUUUCGGACGUAAGAAGGUUUGUUUGAAUGAUGUGGUGGAGAAAUUGAGAUAUAUGCCAACCCAGAGGGCAGCAGAUCGUAAGAGAUUGGCUAUUAUAUGCUUGAUGGCCGGAAUCUUGGAUCAUGCCCCGUCAUCUGAACAAAUCAGCCAUGAUUUGUUCGACAUGGUUGAUGAUUUACGUUUCUGUGAACGAUUUACGUGGGGUCGAUACACUUUUGAUCGAAUAGUUGAUCAAGUGCGAAAGAGUCUCGUUGCUGCCUUUUGA